This is a messenger RNA of Ictidomys tridecemlineatus (thirteen-lined ground squirrel), 1843 nucleotides long. The record is from RefSeq and is a predicted model, not a curated record. NCBI's taxonomy places the organism in Eukaryota, Metazoa, Chordata, Mammalia, Rodentia, Sciuridae.
CUUCUUUGCUGCAGGAGACUCAGUUCUCAUCCAGUGGAGCAAUGAGUCCUGGGGUGGGCCCUGGGCAAGCCCUCAAAGAGACAGACGCAUGGCCUUUUGGAAAGGAUACUGUACAGAAGCAGCUCCAGGAGAACUGAGCUGGGCCUUGUUGGAGAGCACAUCUGAUCAGGGAGUGAAGGGAGCCUGGCAGGGGAGUGACUGGACCUUUCAUGGCGAGCCCACACCUUAACUGUGCUGUUCAUCCUCACCUGUGCGCUGGGCUACGUGACUCUCCUGGAGGAAACGCCUCAGGACACAGCCUACAACACCAAGAGACAGUCCAGGACGGCAGGCAGUUUCUGAAGUAUGUUGACCCCAGAUUGGGAGUCCCGCUGCCAGAGAGGGACUACGGGGGGAACUGCCUCAUCUACGACCCAGACAACAAGACCGACCCCUUCCACAACAUCUGGGACAAGCUGGAUGGCUUCGUUCCUGCCCACUUUAUUGGCUGGUACCUGAAGACUCUCAUGAUCCGCGACUGGUGGAUGUGCAUGAUCAUCAGUGUAAUGUUUGAGUUCCUGGAGUACAGCCUGGAGCACCAGCUGCCCAACUUCAGCGAGUGCUGGUGGGACCACUGGAUCAUGGAUGUGCUUGUCUGUAAUGGGCUGGGCAUCUACUGCGGCAUGAAGACCCUGGAGUGGCUGUCCAUGAAGACCUACAAGUGGCAGGGCCUCUGGAACAUUCCAACCUAUAAGGGCAAGAUGAAGAGGAUUGCCUUCCAGUUCACGCCCUACAGCUGGGUCCGCUUCGAGUGGAAGCCUGCCUCCAGCCUGCGCCGCUGGCUGGCCGUGUGUGGCAUCAUCCUGGUGUUCCUGCUGGCAGAGCUGAACACCUUCUACCUGAAGUUCGUGCUGUGGAUGCCCCCCGAGCACUACCUGGUUCUGCUACGACUGGUCUUCUUCGUGAACGUGGGUGGCGUGGCCAUGCGUGAGAUCUACGAUUUCAUGGAUGACCUGAAGCCCCAUAAGAAGCUGGGCCAGCAGGCUUGGCUGGCGGCAGCCAUCACAGCCACAGAGCUGCUGAUCGUGGUGAAGUACGACCCACACACGCUGACCCUGUCCCUGCCCUUCUACAUCUCCCAGUGCUGGACGCUGGGCUCCGUCCUGGUGCUCACCUGGACCGUCUGGCGCUUCUUCCUGCGGGACAUCACCUUAAGGUACAAGGAGACCCGGCGGCAGAAGCAGCGGAGUGACCAGGGCAGGGCUGUUGGCCACGGGGACGGGCACCCGGGGACAGACGAUGACCUGCCUGGAUCAGGAGCUGCCCAGGAAGGGGCCUCUGAGCAGAGGGUGCUGGCUGGGAAGGAGGGGCCCUCCACCACCUCCUGAGUGCCUGCCUGCCCAGGGCCUCGCCCUCCAGGGGAGGAGGACUGAGGGCCAUUCAUUCCACUCUGCACUGGGGUCCUGGGCUCCCCCAGGGCUUGCUCUGGGCAGGGGGUCCCGCCCUUCCCCUGCUGCCUGGUCUUCCAGGGCUCUGGCUUGACACACUUGUGCCUGGCAGCACGGCCCAGCACAGGCCACUUGGGGACCUGUGUCCACUCACUGAGUAUGGGCAGGGCUGCCCAUCCUCCUGGUGACCCAGGGGAGAGAGAGGUCCACCAACACAGGAUGACCAAGUCGUGGACGGACAGCAGCAUCGAGUGCUUCCUCUGAGCCUUCGCCCCGUCCCAACUCUCAGCAGGACAUGGCAGGGUCAGAGGUCGUGGGACCUGCCAGUGGGAGGCUCUGGGGCCCCAGGCACUUUUUUUGGGGGGGUGUUGUCUCUGCGAGCAAACAGAACAAAUAAAGUGACCGUGGAGGUGGAA